UAAACUUUUCAUAGUUUGAUGUCCUGUUUAUAACUGUCUCAAAUAUCACAAUUCUAUCUCUUACCACAACCACAAUAUAUCCACACACUUCUUAUUUGAAUUCAUGGCAUCAACUUCUUCUUUUGCAAGUAAUUCACACUACUGUCCUCGAUGGAAGUACGUUGUAUUUCUAAGUUUUAGUGGUGAAGAUACUCGAAAAACAUUUUCUAGUCACUUGUACGAAGGUUUGAAAAAUAGAGGAAUAUUCACCUUUCAAGAUAAUAUAAGGAUAGAGCAUGGCGAUUCGAUUCCAGAAGAACUCUUGAAAGCUAUCAAAGAGUCUCAAGUUGCCCUCGUCAUUUUCUCCAAAAAUUAUGCUUCAUCGACAUGGUGCUUGAAUGAAUUAGUGAAGAUCAUGGAAUGCAAGGAUGGAAAUGGACAAACAGUUAUACCAAUCUUCUAUGAUGUGGAUCCAUCACAUGUUAGAAACCAAAGGGGGAGCUUUGCAGAAGCAUUUGCCCAUUAUGAAUUAAAGUAUAAGGAUGAUGUUGAGGGAACUCACAAGGUGCAAAGAUGGAGGACUGCCCUAACUGCUGCUGCAAAUCUAAAAGGAUAUGAUAUCCGUGACGGAAUUGAAUCAGAGAAUAUCCAGCAGAUCGUCGAUCACAUUUCUUCCAAAUUAUGCAAGAGUGCUUAUUCGUUAUCUUCUUUGCAAGAUAUUGCGGGAAUAAAUGCUCAUUUAGAGAAACUAAACUCGCAUCUUCAGCUAGAAAUCAAUGAUGUUCGGAUUGUAGGAAUUUGGGGAAUAGGUGGAGUCGGUAAAACGACAAUAGCAAAAGCCAUCUUUGAUACUCUGUCUUAUAAAUUUAAAGCUGCUUGUUUUCUUGCCGAUGUUAAAGAAAAUGCAAAAAAUAAUCAAUUACAUUCUUUACAAAAUACACUUCUCUCUGAACUGUUAGGAAAAAAAGAUGAUUACGUCAAAAAUAAGUAUGAUGGGAAAUGCAUGAUUCCAAGCAGACUUUGUUCUAAGAAGGUGUUAAUUGUACUUGAUGACAUAGAUCAUAGUGAUCAUUUGGAGUAUUUAGCAGGUGAUCUUGGUUGGUUUGGUAAUGGCAGCAGAGUUAUUCUUACAACUAGAAAUAAACAUUUGAUAGACAAUGAUGAAGAAAUAUAUGAGGUGUCUACCCUACCUGAUCAUGAAGCUAUGCAAUUGUUCAAUCAACAUGCAUUUAAAAAAGGAGUAUCAAAUGAGCGUUUCAAGAAGUUCUCAUUGGAGCUAGUAAAUCAUGCUAAAGGUCUUCCUUUAGCACUGAAGGUGUGGGGUUCUUUGUUGCAUAGGAAAGGCCUAACUCAGUGGAGAAGCACUUUAGAUCGAAUAAAAAAAAAAUCUAGUUCAGAAAUUGUUGAAAAACUCAAAAUAAGUUAUGAUGAGUUGGAGCCCGAAGAGCAAAAGAUAUUUUUAGAUAUAGCAUGUUUUUUCCGAGGAUAUAGAAAAAAAAGAGUCAUGCCAAUCCUUGAGAGCUAUGAUGUUGGAGCUGAAUACGGAUUGGAUGUCUUAAUUGAUAAAUCUCUUGUGUUUAUCUCCAAAAAUGAUAUGAUUGAAAUGCAUGACUUGAUUCAAGAUAUGGGUAGAUAUGUCGUAAAAAUGCAAAAAGAAUCGGGAAAACCUAGCAGACUUUGGGACGUUGAAGAUUUUGAAGACGUGAUGGUCAAUGAUAUGGGUACCAAGCUGGCAAUGGAAGCAAUCUGGCUAGAAGGUGUUCAAAAUCUAUGCUUUAGUAAUAAAUCCAUGGAAAAUAUGAAAAGGCUUAGAAUAUUAUACAUCUAUGGUUUUCAUGCACAUGAUGACUCCAUCGAGUACCUGCCCAACAGCUUGCGUUGGUUUGACUGUUGUGCGUAUCCUUGGGAAUCCUUACCAGAAAAUUUUGAACCCAAAAGGCUUGUUCAUCUUGAUCUCCGGGGGAGUUUACUGCGUCAUUUAUGGACAGAAUUAAAGCAUUUGCCGUCUCUGCGAAAUCUAAAUCUUAACCACUCCAAAAGGCUGAUGCGAACACCAGAUUUCACGGGGAUGCCAAAUUUGGAGUAUUUGGAUCUGGGAUGUUGUAGUAAUCUUGAAGAGAUUCACCAUUCCCUCGGAUGUUGCAGAAAACUCAUUAUGUUAGAUUUAAGAGAUUGUGAAAUCCUUAAGACAUUUCCAUACGUUAAUGUUGAAUCUCUUGAGUUUCUGAAUCUACAAUUUUGUUCUAGUUUAGAGAAAUUUCCAGAAAUCCUCGGAACAAUGAAGUCGGAGUUAGAGAUUAAGGUGGAACUCUCUGGGAUAAGGGAACUACCAUCAUCUAUUCAGUACCUAACUCAUAUUACGAGGCUAAAUUUGAGUGAUACGAAAAACCUUGUAGCUCUUCCGAGUAGCAUUUGUAAGCCGAAAGGUUUGGUGAAGCUAGAUGUGUCGUGGUGCACAAAACUUGAAAGCUUGCCAGAAGAGAUAGGUGAUUUAGAAAACAUGGAAAAGCUUGAUGCCAGACAUACACUAAUUUCACAACCUCCACCUUCCAUCGUCCGCUUGAACAAGCUUAAAUUCUUGACGUUUGGACCAAACAAAUCACAAGAUGGAGUGUUCUUUGUGUUCCCUCAGGUGAAUGGAGGGUUAUGCUCAUUGGAAAUUCUGGAUCUCAGUUACUGCAAUCUAAUUGAUGAAGGACUUCCGGAAGACAUUGGAUGCUUAUCCUCUUUGAAAGAGUUGUAUCUCGAUGGAAAUAAUUUUGAGCAUUUGCCUCGAAGCAUAGCCCAACUUGGUGCGCUUCGUUCCUUGUACUUAUCAAAUUGCACAAGGCUUAAAGAGUUGCCAGGUUUCACGAGGAUGCCAAACUUGGAGACUUUGAAUCUGCCAAAUUGUAUUAAUCUCGAAGAGGUUCAUCAUUCCCUGGGAUUUCUCAGAAAGCUCUUGAGAUUAGAAUUGACUGAUUGCGAACGGCUUAAGAGGUUUCCAGCUCUAUGCAUCGAUACCCUUGAAUAUCUUGCUAUGAAGGGGUGCUCUAAUUUAGAAAAUUUUCCAGAAAUCAUUGGAAGCGUGAAUUUGGAGUUAAAGAGUGGGAUAAGGUACCUAUAUUUGAUACUCUUAGAAAAUCUUGUAGCUCUUCCAAGCAGUAUUUGUAAGUUGAAAGGCUUGGUAGGUCUAGAUGUGUCGUGGUGCUCAAAACUUGAAAGCUUGCCAGAAGAGAUAGGUGAUUUAGAAAACUUGGAGGAGCUUGAUGCCAGCUAUACUCUAAUCUCACGGCCUCCGCCCUCCAUUGUCAGGUUGAAAAAGCUCAAAUUCUUGAGUUUUGCAAAACAAAAAUCACAAGAUGGAGUGUACUUUAUGUUCCCUCAAGUGAAUGAAGGGUUACGCUCACUGGAAAUUCUAGAUCUCAGUUACUGCAAUUUCAUAGAUGGAAGACUUCCGGAAGAAAUUGGAUGCUUAUCCUCUUUAAAAGAGUUGAAUCUCAGGGGAAAUAAUUUUGAGUAUUUGCCUCAAAGCAUAGCCCAACUUGGCUCUCUUCGAUUGGACUUAUCACAUUGCAACAGGCUUAUAAAGCUGCCAGAAUUUCCAGUGCAAUUGGAUACAAUAUAUGCAGAUAGGAGCAAUGGUUCGAUCUGUAAUUCGCUGUUUCGGAAUAUCUCAUCAUUGAAGCAUGACAUGUAAGCUUCAGAUUCCUCGUCACUAAGAGUAUUUACCUCUGGAGAGAAUAUCCCAACUUGGUUCCACCACUGGGGAACUGGUAGAAGGGUAACAAUCAAGUUGCCUGAAAAUUGGUAUGCAAGGGAUAACUUCUUGGGAUUUUUUGUAUGUUACUCUGGCAGCUUAAUUGACACCAAAGCAUACUUGAUCCCCUUAUGUGAUGAUGGGAUGUCGUGGAUGACCCGGAGACUAAAAUUAGCCCUUCCAAAAUGUAGUACAGAACCUAAUAUUCAUUUUUUCUUGGUACCUUUUGCUGGCUUAUGGGAUACAUCUAAGGCAAAUAGAAAAACACCUAAUGACUAUGGGCUUAUUAGGUUAUGUUUUUCUGGUGAAAUGAAAAAGUUUGGAUUCGUUUGUUGUAUAAAGAUGAGCUUGAGACAUUGUUACAAAUGAGGGAAAACAAUGAUGAACCAACAGAACAUGGAAGAGCAGAUAUGAUAGUAGUGAACACCAUGACUCCAUGAGAAACAAAGGUCACAUUUCUAAUAUUCAUCGGAGCUCUGUCUUUGAGAAUCGGCAGCAACAAGUAUGUUCGUGUAAAUAUAGGAGCUCAUCAAUGGGUGAGUUACAGAGCAAGCUUUCUUCCAUGACGUGAAAUUCGGUGGGGUUUUCAGGCCAGUGCAUAUGCUGAGGAGUUUAUGUGGCAGUUCUCACGGUUUGAUCAACAGGGAAAGAGUUUGAAGAUGUUCAGGAAAAAUCAGAAGUUUUUUGUCAAAAGGUGGAACGACUCAGUUUAACACUUCUGCAUUAAAACAAUUUCUUGUCGAAAGAUGAAUGUACAUGAAGCAAGAAACUUGAGCCAAAACGGGUGGAUGAAAUAAGUCUAGGAACUAUCAGCAAGUCGCCUCACAUCAGAAAGCACGAGUGGUCCAAAGGGGAACUAUUCUUCCAUUGGUAUGCAGAAUUCAAAUACUGAAGAAGCAUAGUUAUCUACUGCAAAUCAACAAUGGUAGAAGUAGAAGUAUUUUGUGAAUAUGAAGCCCUGCAAAUGAUCAGUCUAGCAUGCAGAUUAAGUAGUUCAGAGCAGUGAUGUUAGAAAAUUAUCGCUUCGAAUUGUCUACCAUUCUUCAUCUUGGUGACUUAAGUUAGUUAAAAAUAUCUUUGACAAC
Messenger RNA from Solanum dulcamara, 4803 nucleotides. RefSeq names its product TMV resistance protein N-like. Gene Ontology annotation, molecular function: ADP binding; protein binding. The transcript is spliced from 7 exons. The coding region runs from base 104 to 3658 and encodes 1184 amino acids. Gene Ontology annotation, biological process: defense response; signal transduction. Lineage: Eukaryota; Viridiplantae; Streptophyta; Magnoliopsida; Solanales; Solanaceae. The record is from RefSeq and is a predicted model, not a curated record.